AUGUACUUUCAUCGUGUUGCGGCGGCACCGGAAACACCGCGUCACGAGAUCUGUCACGCGAACAUUCUAGAAAAUUGUUUGCCAAGUCCAAUUUUAAGUGAAACUUUUCUAUCACCAGGAAUUCCCAUCGAUUCAUCACAAAUCACAAGUAUCAGAUCACGAACAUGCAUUCUCAAAGAAAACGACGCGGAGGAGGAGGAGGAAACAUCUUACCUCUGGCGUCUAGGUAUCUGGCCAAAAGGUACCACCACAAACCCUGAUCACCUUGCUACAAUGUUAAUUGGCUACAAAACGGCAUAUGAACUCUCGCGGGGUAUCACGAAGCGAAUUGUCAAUUACACACUUGAUCUUUUUCGCGUGAUCAAUAAAGAUUCUGAGAACCCAGAGUUAAUCGCGACUCGAUCUGAACCACUCGGAAAAUUCUUUUUCGGUCGUGAUCGAAAUUAUCAUAAUCGAUUUUUGACAUUUGCGAAAUUCAAUGAUAUUUUUGGAAAUCGUGCAAAGAGAAAGAGGUGUGACGAAGAAUCUGUUGAUUUGAUUUUAAGGGUUAGAUUCGAACGAGAAAAUAAUGAGAAUGAUAUAAAUAAUAGAUAUUAUAAUCCAUUAAAUAAGAUGAUGCAGAACUCUACAAUAACACCACAAAGUAAUAAUCAACUACCGUGUCAAAGUUCCGAUUACUUGAAUGACGAAACAUUUUGUGACGUUGAAUUUAUUUUAGAUUGUGGACGACGUGUAAAAGCACAUCGACUAGUACUUGGCACCGCUUCUGCAUAUUUCAAAACACUAUUUACCGGCGGAUUCCUAGAAUCAUUUCUUUCCACGAUUCCAAUCAAAGACGUUACAUACUCUUCAUUCCAAGCGAUAAUCAAUUACAUUUACACCGGCAAUCUGAAACGAAAUCUCCCGCUCGAAGCGCUAUUCGAGAUUCACUCAAAGGCCGACAUGAUGGACAUGGAAAAUCUCCAGAAAGCUGUUGAGUCGCGAUUGAAGUGCCUCGGAAAAAGCAAAGAUUGGGAUCGAGUGUUGGUGUUUGCGUGGCGGAUUGGCAAUGUCGCAUUGAAGAGGGUCGCGUUGGAGUAUAUCUCGGAUAAUUGGGAGGAGGUAAGAAAGAGUGUAAAUUGGCGAGAUGUGGUGGCUUGUGGAGAUCAGGAGUUGGUUGAUGAGGUUUAUUCGGCAAGUUUCUUUGGUGUAAAGUGA
Molecule: messenger RNA, 1197 nt
Organism: Ambispora gerdemannii
Lineage: Eukaryota; Fungi; Glomeromycota; Glomeromycetes; Archaeosporales; Ambisporaceae
Source: the annotation of a GenBank genome assembly